AUGGCCCUGCUCCGCGCCCCCUACUACCGCUACAGCAACGGGCUGGGCCCCUGCAUGCCUGUCACUUCCGCAGCCCCGACGUCCGAGCGCCUGCUGCGCCCCGUGUGCCUCGUGAAGCAGCUGGACUUCUCUCAACCGUCGCUCCCUCUGCUGCCGGGAGCCUCUGCGCCGCGCCCCGCCUCCCUCGCGUCGUGCUCCGCAGCAGCGUCUGCUCUCACCUCAUCAUCCUCGCCCUCCACUGCGUUGUCGUCCGCCACACUCCCGUGCUCACUGUCCAGCGUAGCCUCAUCCAGCAGAAGUGCAGCCCUUGACCAGUCGGCGGCAGCUUCGUCAUCUUCCCAGUCUCCGCCAGUCGGCCCACCAGCGUCGUCCUCGUCGACCGUUCCCGCGCCGUCGGUGGUGCCAAAAGGUCGAAGCUUCCAGUGCGUCUUCCACGGGUUCGCGUCCUUGUGCUCGCCCGCUCCUGAAGAGGACGCGAGCACGGGUAGGGGAACUCCCCCGACGCCGCCUCUUGCCCCGAGCCCUCCGUGCAUCAAGGCCGAAGGCAGCUCCCCCUCGUGCUUCCCGCCAGGCGCGCGGGCCCCCCCGGGCGCUGUGGGGGAUCUUUUCCCCGAGCCAGCACUUGUGGAACCGCCGCAGCGCCCGCCGCCGCCGCACGCGACCAGCCCGCCCUCAGACCCCUGGACCCUCCUAAAGCUUCAGCAGCAACAGCGGCAGUGCGACCCUCACCACCACCACCUCCAGCAGAGCCAACAACAGCGCGAGAAGCGCCACGCAGAGCCCGCACAAGGGCCUGGGCUCCCUGGGCUCGUCCGUGAGCGUGAAGGCGUCCGAGGGCGCCGGAGGCCUCGGCUGCUUCGGCUACAAGGGCGAGGACGAGGCGGCCUCAUCCGGCCGGCGACCAUCACGGAGGUGCGGGCCAGCGAGGCGCGCUUCGACCUGCCGCACUCGUACACGACGCUCGACCUGGACCGCCAGGCCGCCAUCCCCGUCUCGCAGCCCCACAUGCCGCCCACGCCCACCACGUUCGACAGCACCUCCGUUGCUGGCGGAGGCUCUACGCCCGUGGGCUCCAUCACUCCGAUGACCCCCGGGCCGGGCCCCCUGGUGGGCACCAACGGGCCGCUGCUACCCCACGGCCCCUUCGACUCCCUCAAGCCCCCCGCCACCUCAGACUACCCCACCUCCACGCACAACAGCUUCUUCAUGAACAAGGCCUGCGGGGCGGAGGUCAAGCUGAACGACACCACGCCGUGCUCCGUGGCCUGCAUGCCUCCUGCACCGCCCAACACCAUGUACCAGAGGUAA
Messenger RNA from Penaeus monodon (black tiger shrimp), 1308 nucleotides. RefSeq names its product probable serine/threonine-protein kinase samkC. The coding region runs from base 1 to 1308 and encodes 435 amino acids. The transcript has 4 exons. Lineage: Eukaryota; Metazoa; Arthropoda; Malacostraca; Decapoda; Penaeidae. The record is from RefSeq and is a predicted model, not a curated record.